Myxocyprinus asiaticus (Chinese sucker) is the source of this 446-nucleotide messenger RNA. RefSeq names its product hypocretin neuropeptide precursor-like. The coding region runs from base 59 to 319 and encodes 86 amino acids. The transcript has a single exon. Gene Ontology annotation, biological process: neuropeptide signaling pathway; feeding behavior. The record is from RefSeq and is a predicted model, not a curated record. NCBI's taxonomy places the organism in Eukaryota, Metazoa, Chordata, Actinopteri, Cypriniformes, Catostomidae.
UUGCCUUGUUUUGAACGCGUCUCUCUCUUUCCAUCAGAAAGUUCAGCUGCUGCUCCUCAUGGCGCUGUUGGCGCACCUGGCGAGGGACGCUGAAGGCAUUGCCACCUGCUGCUCGCGCGGCUCGAAAUCCUGCAGACUGUAUAAGCUGCUGUGCAGCGUGGAACGUAGGAACGACAUUUCCAUCGUGGGCCACAUCGGACGAUUAAAUAACGACGCCGCCGCUGGGAUUCUCACACUUGGCAAACGCAAGGUGGACGAGCGACGCGUCCAAGAUAGCCUGCAACAACUCCUGCAAGGUUCCAAGCCGCGGAAAUCCUGACUAUGGGAAAGAGAUUCGAGAACAACGGACACCGGCCGCUUGUGUACACGGGAGGAACCGUAAGCGCGCCUGUGAGUAUCGGCUUUGAGCAUUCGAUGAUGCCCAUUGUACCUGCGGAGACAGUGGA